Molecule: messenger RNA, 3032 nt
Organism: Ooceraea biroi (clonal raider ant)
Lineage: Eukaryota; Metazoa; Arthropoda; Insecta; Hymenoptera; Formicidae
Product: WD repeat-containing protein 3
Biological process (GO): maturation of SSU-rRNA
Cellular component (GO): Pwp2p-containing subcomplex of 90S preribosome; small-subunit processome
Molecular function (GO): protein binding; snoRNA binding
Source: RefSeq, a predicted model, not a curated record
CAUGAAAGUUGUAUGUGCUACACGUGUGUAUGUAAUUCAAGCGUGAGCCUCAGUAAUUAGCCUCUCAAAGAGUGUUUUAAUUUAUUUACGAUCUAUUUUUAAAACAGUAAUUUAGCAGAAAAUACAAUUAAUUUUUAAUUUCGAUAAUUAAUUCAAACCGCAAAUAAAAUGGGCUUAACCAAGCAGUACUUGAGAUACGUGCCGGCAGGUAAUACAAACAUUGUUGCAAGUUCCAAAUGUAAUAUUGUUUUUGUAAUAUUAGAGGGCCAAGAAGGCAGAUUUGUAGCUGUUGGUGCAUGUGAACACGUAUAUAUUUGGGACUUGCGACUUGGAGAAAAGGCACAAGUAUUAUCUGGAGAAAAAGCAUGUGUAUCACGUUUGGCUGCAUCGCCCGAUAAAAGGCACAUUGCAGUCGGUUACGCGGAUGGUACAGUGAAAACCUUUGACUUAGUCACUGCUGAGAACGUUAGUAUAUUUGUAGGACACAAAUCUGAAAUAACAGCAUUAGCGUACGACGCUUUAGGACAUCGCUUAGCUACUGGUUCUAAGGAUACCGAUAUCAUUAUUUGGGACAUUGUGGCAGAAACUGGAAUGUGUCGGCUGACAGGACACAAGAACGUCAUAACUAAAGUGGCAUUCAUGAAAGAACAUAACAUCAUUAUCAGCGCCAGCAAAGAUACAUUCGUAAAGUUUUGGGAUUUGGAUACAGAACAUAACUUUAAAACGCUUGUCGGACAUAGAUCAGAAGUAUGGAGUUUCGUUCUAGUAAACAAUGAUCAAUAUUUAAUAACAGCAUGCAAUGAUAAUCAAUUGCGUGUGUGGAAAAUAACUUUCCUCAACAACAAGGCAAUUGAGUUUGACACUGCUGUGAGCGCUUCAGAUCCCAGUGAGGAGAACGAGGAGAGCGUGGACACAGAUAUGAAAUAUCCUAUGAAGUGUGAAAAAGUUGCUUCCAUGGUAAGAACUGUGAGCGGCCGAGUCGUCUCACUGGAAGUCGAUUUUACGGGUAAAGUUAUUGGAUGCUACGGAUCAGGAAGAGCCAUAGAAUUAUUUUAUUUGCCGCCUGACGACGUGGUGAAUAGUAGAUUCUUGAAAAGAUUAAAGAAGCAGAGACAAAAGGCUCAGCAAGAGGAGAAUAAAGGCAAGGAAGUGCCUAAUGCACCAUCUCUGGAAGAUGAGAUAAAACGCCUAUCCGUUGUUCAAGUAUCCGGCAAAGUGAAGGGACUUGAUUUGAUUGUGGGCAAAGAAAACGAGCUUAGAUUAUGCGUCGGGCUCCAUAACAAUUCAGUCGAAUUGCACUCCCUGCACACAGAAAUGAAGAACACGGAAGCAAGGUGUUUACGUUCGAUAACGGCGCACGGACACCGCGAGGAUGUUCAAGCUGUCUGUUUCAGCUCGGAUAAUCUGGCGUUCGCUACUGUCAGCGGAGAUUCCGUGAAAUUGUGGAACAGACCAACACUAGCGUGUCUACGCACAGUAUGCACAGGACCCGCUUUGUCGGUAACAUUCGUCCCGGGUGAUAGACAUCUGAUUGUCGGUCUGAGGAACGGUCAAAUGCUCAUCAUCGAUAUCGCAUCCGGCGAUAUCCUGGAUUCUAUCCCGGCCCAUUCCAAAGAGCUCCUCAGCAUAAUGUUGCUCCCCGAUUUGAAAGGAGUCGUUAGCGGCAGCAAGGAUCAAACGGUGAAAUUUUGGGAUUUUGAGCUGAUUAACGGGGUGCUCUCUGUUUUGCACACGAGAACGCUUAAACUCGAGGAGAGCGUGCUGUGCGUCAGGAUAAGUCCGAACAAUAGAUUUGUUGCCGUUUCUCUGGAAGACUGCACCGUUAAAAUCUUCUUUUUGGACACGUUUAAGUUCUUCGUAUCGCUUUACGGACACAAGUUACCUGUACGGUGCAUGGACAUGUCCAGCGACUCCACGCUCAUAGCAACCGGCUCUGACGAUCGCAAUGUUAAGAUCUGGGGUCUGGAUUUCGGCGAUUGCCACAAGUCUCUAUUCGCGCACGAUCAUUCCAUAACGGGUCUCUCGUUCGUCCCUGGAACCCAUUAUUUCUUCACCUCGGGGAAAGAUGGCAAGAUUAAGCAAUGGGACGCUGAUAUAUUUCAGAAGAUUAUCACGUUACAGGGCCAUGCCGGAGAAAGCCGGAAUUGCAGCGUUUCGCCGAAUGGGACUUACGUAGCAUCGUGCGGCUCCGAUAAUGUAGUCAGAUUGUACGAGAAAACUAAUGAAACUUUAGUGCUGGAAGAUGAGGCAGAGGAAGAAAGGUUACAGCAGGAAGAAGAACUGGCCACUGGCGAAAGCACUGCUGUACUGGGCCAGAAACAGCAAGCGUUACCCUCCAGGAAGACCGUCAGCAGUGAGAAGGCUGCUGAAUUGAUAUUGGAGUGCUUAGAGAUAUCCAGUCAGUACGAAGCAGAAUUGAGAAACGUCGAGUCCACUGACAAAGCGCCACCGCUUCCUCUGUUGAUGCAGGCUUACAAUUGCACCAACACGGACGACUUCUUGGUGGAAACCUUUAAACGAAUUAGAGCAAGCGACUUGGAGGAGACGUUGUUGCUAUUGACGUAUUCCGCCGCCUGCGACAUUCUGCAGAGGCUCCCCAAAUUACUGAAAGGCAAUUAUCAGGUUGAGCUGUUAGCCAGAUUGGCUUUGUGUUUGGUACAGGCGCAUCACGGGCCAAUUGUGGCCAAUAAAAAUCUCCUGUUCACGUUGGAAAUCGUGAAGAAACUCGCCAUGGAAAAGAUAUCCGCUCUGAGGGAUACUGUCGGUCUUAAUUUGCACGGUAUGAUCUACAUGCAACGCGUUCUUGAGGAACGAGAAGGAGUCCAACUCUUCAAGGACGCCACCAAGAACAGGGAACACAGGAGAAAAGUCAGGAACAACAAGCAGAAGGCUGUAAAGAGAGCAGUCAUGAAUUUAUAAGUUUUGUUAAUGAUAUGGAUAAUAUGAAAAACUUUGUACAUAUAUAGAGCACAUUAUAUACAUAAAAAUAAACAGCAAUUAGACUUUACGCUAAUUGGAAGUUCGCUUCACAA